GAAAAUAGGACGUUUGAGAUCAGUGAUAUCCAGCACAGCUUGUUAUCCUGCCAUCUAAGACUGUGAGAUGAAGACCCAGCAGCCUCUUCACGUGGCCACUCCCCUGAGGCAGAGCAUUGCCCUGAGUAAAGUUGCUGGGACCUCUGUUUACCUCAAGCUGGAUUCAUCUCAGCCCACGGGAUCCUUUAAGAUCCGGGGCAUCGGACACCUCUGCAAAACUUGGGCAGAGCGAGGAUGUGAGCGGUUUGUCUGCUGUUCAGGAGGAAAUGCUGGUAUGGCAGCAGCUUAUUCUGCCCGUCAACUCGGCGUACCUGCAACUAUAGUAGUUCCAAGUGUCACACCAAACCCAACAGUGGAGAGGCUGAAGGACGAGGGCGCCACUGUGGUUAUCCAUGGCAAGGCUCUAAAUGAUAGCAUUGAAUACGGACAGCAGCUUGUGGCAAACAACCCCAGCUGGAUAUUCAUCUCCCCCUUUGAUGAUCCCCUCAUCUGGGAAGGCCACACGUCUCUGGUGAAGGAGCUGGAGCAAGACCUAAAGGUGAAGCCAGGAGCGAUAGUGCUGUCGGUGGGAGGCGGAGGCCUGCUGAACGGAGUGGUGGAGGGACUGCGUCGUGCCCACUGGGCUGACGUGCCCAUUAUAGCCAUGGAAACCAUGGGAGCACACAGCCUCAAUGCAGCAAUGAAGGCUGGGGAGUUGGUCACUUUACCUGCCAUUACCAGUGUUGCAACCACACUGGGCCUGACGAGGGUGUCUGCACAGACUUUUAAACUGGUGGACGAGCACCAGGUUUUCUCAGAAGUCGUCACAGACCAGGAGGCUGUAAAAGCUGUGGAACACUUUGUAGAUGACGAGAAGGUCCUGGUGGAGCCUGCUUGCGGUGCCGCCCUGGCAGCUGUGUACAGCGGCAUUAUCAAAAGGCUGCAGGACGAGGGCAAGCUGGCACAGCGUCUGGGCCCGGUGGUAAUCGUGGUGUGCGGCGGCAACAACAUCAGCAUAGAGCAGCUAGGGAGGCUGAAAAAACAGCUUGGUAUUAUCUAGCGCCGCCGACUUCCUCGGGUCUUCCUGACCUUUCCUCCAUCAGCUGGCCUCGAUCCAUAAACCACCAUUGUUUAUGUGCUCCAAAGACUGAAUCAUUCCAGACUGUGAGACACUCCUGAGCACUGACACUGACAUGUGAGAGUGAGCUGCUGGAAGGAUUUCUUUUUUUAUCUUGUAAAAACCUUUGCAGUUGUGAUGCUGCUCUGGUAGACGUCAUUUAUGACUCUUGACUUUUAGAAAAAAAGUACACCGACACAUUCAGGUUGUAUUUGUAUUUAGCGUGCUGGUAUGCUGUUGUUCUUCUGCUUUUGUACAUUGUAAUGUAUUUUAAAAAUAAUAAAUUAUAU
This is a messenger RNA of Cottoperca gobio, 1386 nucleotides long. Its product is annotated as L-serine dehydratase/L-threonine deaminase-like. The transcript is spliced from 8 exons. NCBI's taxonomy places the organism in Eukaryota, Metazoa, Chordata, Actinopteri, Perciformes, Bovichtidae. The coding region runs from base 68 to 1039 and encodes 323 amino acids. Gene Ontology annotation, biological process: L-serine catabolic process; L-threonine catabolic process. Gene Ontology annotation, molecular function: pyridoxal phosphate binding; threonine deaminase activity; L-serine ammonia-lyase activity. The record is from RefSeq and is a predicted model, not a curated record.